CGAUUGGUAUGGUCUUGAUUUGCGGCGCAAACGUUACGUCAACCUUAAACGUGGAAUGUAAUUGGGUGAAUUCUCGAAUUUACAAAGCUUCUUGAAUGUGAUUUGUUGAUAUGGAGAGUGGGUGGGUUCAGGAACAUUCAUCUAAAGCUGGUGAACCAUCAUGGCCGCUUCUGUAGUAAGAGGUAUUGGCUCUAACCUUGCUAAAAACCUUCGAGAGAUUCGUCUACAUUUGUGCCAGACAUCGCCUGCGAGUCAAGGAGCAAGGGAUUUUGUGGAACAGCACUAUGUGGAACUAAAGAAGGCAAACCCCACAUUCCCCAUCCUCAUCAGGGAGUGCUCAGGUGUUCAGCCUAAGCUUUGGGCAAGAUCUGAUUUUGGUAAGGAGAGCAGUGUGGCCCUUGACAACAUGAAUGCUGACCAAGUGGCUAAGGUGCUGGAGACAGUUGUGACAUCAUAAGCAUGACCAACUCCGCUCCCCGAGGACACCUUUCCAACUGAGAUGGAGUGUGGAUUGUAAAGGACUUGUAUCACAUAAACCUCUAUUUCUGUUCUAAUAAAUCUGAGUACUAACUUGUGA
Messenger RNA from Salmo salar (Atlantic salmon), 577 nucleotides. It is a transcript of the gene ndufa2, whose product is annotated as NADH:ubiquinone oxidoreductase subunit A2. Gene Ontology annotation, cellular component: respiratory chain complex I. The record is from RefSeq and is a predicted model, not a curated record. Lineage: Eukaryota; Metazoa; Chordata; Actinopteri; Salmoniformes; Salmonidae.